Gadus morhua (Atlantic cod) is the source of this 4638-nucleotide messenger RNA. It is a transcript of the gene ntrk1, whose product is annotated as neurotrophic tyrosine kinase, receptor, type 1. The transcript has 18 exons. Gene Ontology annotation, cellular component: plasma membrane; axon; signaling receptor complex. The record is from RefSeq and is a predicted model, not a curated record. Bases 346 to 2769 code for a protein of 807 amino acids. NCBI's taxonomy places the organism in Eukaryota, Metazoa, Chordata, Actinopteri, Gadiformes, Gadidae. Gene Ontology annotation, molecular function: neurotrophin binding; ATP binding; transmembrane receptor protein tyrosine kinase activity. Gene Ontology annotation, biological process: protein phosphorylation; positive regulation of kinase activity; nerve growth factor signaling pathway.
UUUGUCUUCUCCCUAGCGAAUUGUUUGCCUUAUUGGAUUUACCGUGAACCGAACAAUCUUCCGGUAAAGACCAUUCCCUCUGCCCUGACUUUUGCCUCCUGAGCCGUGCUUUGGAGUCCUUCAUCUACUGUUGCUCACCCAGCCGUUACAACCUAUAGGUGAGCCAUCGAUGUGGCGGUGUUCAGUGGUCAGGGUGUACAGGCAUCCCAGACCCACUGGUGACCAGACCCAGGGCACUGCUGCAACAACUACUAACACCAGAACCGCCACCACAGCCGCCACCUGUUCUGAAGGCUGGAGUUGGAGGAGGAGGACCGCCGUUUCGGAGGCGCUGCCGUUAGCGCCAUGCCUGAUACCCCGGCAGGCGGCCCAAGGACGGGGCUGAGGAUGGGGACGGCGGCGUGGCUGCUGUCCCUGGUGCUGGUGAGCUUGGGCCCCCGGCCGGGCCUAGCGGGCUGCCCCGCCGCGUGCCGCUGCUCCUUCGCCAUGCUGCAGUGCCUGGAGGCCAACGGCAUUGCCAGCCUGCCCGCCCUGGCCCCGCAGGAGAGCGAGAACGUCACAGAGAUAUACAUAGAAAACCAAGCCCACCUGGAGAACAUCACAGAGCUGGACCUGGUUUACUACCGGGAGCUGAAAAACCUCACGGUCACAUCCUGUAAACUACGCCUCAUUUCCCCCGGAGCCUUCCAGCACAACCCCAAGCUGCAGUAUAUAAACCUGGCAUCCAACGUCCUGGAGCACAUCAGCUGGAGAGUGUUUCACUUUCUCCCUCUGCUCAACCUAGUGCUGAGGGACAACCCACUGGUGUGCUCCUGUGAAAUCCAUUGGCUGCAGCAGUGGGAGCGCAGUGGGCGGGCUGACCCCGACAACCAACCAAUGACCUGCUUCUCCUUUGGACAGGAAGUACUUCUGAACAUCCUGUCCAUGGACAACUGCUCUCUUCCUGAAGUGACCAUCCUCCCGUCCGCCACUAAGGUCAAGGAAGGAGGCAGCCUGAUGUUUGAGUGUCAUGUGAGCGGGACCCCUCCCCCCGUGGCGAGCUGGCGUACUGAGAGGCUCCAUUCCCGCCAUGUGUUCGAGAGGAGGGUUAUGGUCUCCACCCUGGUGCUGGUGCUGCAGCUCCUGGAGGUCUCCUCUAAGGACAACCUCCACAACCUGACGUGCGAGGCGGAGAACCAAGCUGGGCCGGGAGAGGACAUGGUGCAGCUGGACAUCGAGUUCCCGGUGAGGAUCCUGUUCCUGCGCAAGGCCGAGCGGCAGCACCACUGGUGCUUUCCCUUCGCGGUGGACGGGAACCCCGAGCCCACCAUCCAAUGGCUGUACAACGGCAAGGAGCUCACCGAGAACAGGUACACCUACACCCAGCUGUUCCCCGACACGGACGAUGGCUCCGUCAAGCACGGCUGCCUGUUCCUCAACAAGCCCACCCACCUGAACAACGGCGUGUACACCAUGGUGGUCCGCAACGUACUGGGCCACGACCAGGCCAACGCCACCGGGCUCUUCAUGAACAGCCCUGCCGAUAACUUUGACGAUGGCGCCAUUCCCGUCUUCGAUCCAAUUCCGACCAACACAUCCAACAAGCAUGUGACGGAGAGCAAGGAGAGUCGCCUGUUUGUGAUCUCUGUGGCGGUGGGCCUAGCUGUGUUCGCGUGUGCUUUCCUCCUCGUCAUGCUCGUGGUGAUCAACCGAUGCGGACAGCACUCAAAGUUUGGCAUUCACCGCUCCUCGGUCCUGGGCACUGAGGACGACCUGGCGCUGUCCCUGCGCUUCAUGAACUUCGGGACCAACCCGCCUUGCACCGAGGAUGACUCGGGCCUCUCCAGCUUCGUGGAAAACCCUCAGUACUUCUGUGGCAUCAUCAAGGACAAAGACAUGUGUGUCCAGAACAUCAAGAGGCAGGACAUCGUGCUGAAGUGGGAGCUGGGUGAGGGAGCAUUUGGCAAGGUGUACCUGGCUGAGUGUGCCAACCUCAGCCCCGACAGCGACAAGAUGCUGGUAGCCAUCAAGACGCUCAAAGACGCCAACGAGUCGACCAGGCAGGACUUCCAGAGGGAGGCGGAGCUGCUGACGGUGCUCCAGCACCAGCACAUUGUGCGUUUCUACGGCGUGUGCACGGACGGAGAGCCCCUGGCCAUGGUGUUUGAGUACAUGCGGCACGGAGACCUCAACCGCUUCCUCAGGGCCCACGGUCCGGACGCCCGCAUCCUGGAGGAGGUGAAGAUGCCUCCGCUGGGCCAACUGACCGUCCCCCAGAUGCUGCACAUCGCGGGGCAGAUCGCCUCGGGCAUGGUGUACCUGGCCUCCCUGCACUUUGUCCACAGGGACUUGGCCACACGCAACUGCCUGGUGGGCGAGGGGCUUGUGGUGAAGAUCGGGGACUUCGGCAUGUCACGUGACAUCUACAGCACCGACUACUACCGGGUCGGCGGGCGGACUAUGCUGCCCAUUCGCUGGAUGCCCCCGGAGAGCAUCAUGUACAGGAAGUUCACCACCGAGAGUGACAUCUGGAGCUUCGGCGUGGUGCUCUGGGAGAUAUUCACCUACGGCAAGCAGCCCUGGUACCAGCUGUCCAACAGUGAGGCAAUCGAGUGCAUCACCCAGGGUCGGGAGCUGGAGAGGCCCCGGACGUGUCCCAAGGAGGUCCACCUCCUGAUGCAGGGCUGCUGGCAGCGGGAGCCCCAGCAGAGGCUGGUCAUCAAGGACAUCCACAGCCGCCUGCUCGCCCUGGUCAAGAACCCCCCCCUAUACCUCGACAUCUUGGGAUAGGGAGGGUGAGUCGGAGGGGGUGGAGGGCGGGGCUGGAUGGAAGAGGGGGGAUUGGUUCAGAGGGUACAGGGAGAAGGGGCUUUUGGUUCUGAGAAAGAUACUUGGAUAAGGAGCAGGGGGAGGGGGGUUUCUACCUGUUCCUGGGACACAGAGGGAGGAUGGGAGGGUGGAGGAAGGAGGGAGAGGGGAAAGGGGAAAGGGGAAAAGGGGAUCGGUUCACAGAAAGGAAGAGGAGACGGGGUGGUUGUUUUGUAAAGGCUGUAAGAUGUAAUGUUUUGAGCUCCAUUCCCCCCUUAAACAGCCAUGUAAAUGCAAGGAAGGGUUCAUAUGAUCUAUCCAGUGGCUCUGUGAUCGUUCUUCGUACAUGAACAUCCCGUGGUAGAGGAGCAUGCACGGGGGGGGGGGGGGGGACACCGGCCCCAGAAGGUUGGACGUUAGGGUCGGCCGGGGGCUCAAACCCGAGAGGAGGAAGAACAGUCUGAACAGGGACUCAGACAUCUGAUGAGAUGGGCCAUUAUAAGGCUGUGAUGACAGGAGAGGGCCCUUCAGCGAGGCACAUGCCUAGCUGCAUGCACCGCGGGCUCCCACCAACCGGCUAGUGAUUGAGUUUGGAGUUUGGACACGUGAAAGAUCAUUUUUUUAAUAACUAUAAAUAAAUAUAUGUACUUAUAUAUAUAUGUAUAUAUAUAUUAUUUGUGAAGGAGAUGUUUAAAUUAAUCUUAGGCUGGCGUUUCUACUUUAGCAUUCAGUUGAUGGAGGGGCACUCCUUUUUGAAUACUGCAUCAAACAUAAUGUCUUAUCAUAUUUGAGUUUUAUUUUUUUUUAAAUCCCAGACAAAAUUUUGCCUCAGCAUCGAUUCAGGUGUUCUACUCUUAUAGCUACAGCCCACUGUUGCCUGUUUCAAUACCUGUCUGAACGGGAAAAAAUAAGGAAAAAAUAAUCAAACCAAUAAUAAUUGGUUUGAUGAUGGUUCAAUGCAUAGCCUGGCCAGACAGUCUGGCUUUAGGCGUCCGAUUCAGAGAUAAGCUUUUGUACAUAUUGUCCCUGUUUCCAAUGCUAGUAUUCUGACCUCAAACACAAAGCACUGUAUUGAAAUUCGGCACGAUUACGUAUGUUUGUGUGUGUGUGUGUGUGUGUAUGUGUGGUCGUGUUUGUGCUUGUGUGUGAUCAAAUCUUUGUAUGUAGGAUGUGUGGAUGUCUCUGUGUGGGGGAUGUGUGUGUGUCUUCAUUUGAGAUGUGUGUGUGUGUGUGUGUGUGUGUGUCUUUGUGUGUGCUUGUGUGCGUUCAAAUCAUUGUAUGUAGGAUGUGUGAAUGUCUCUGUACACUGGAUGUGUGAAUGUCUCUGUAUGGGGGAUGUGAGAUUUGUGUGUGUGUGUGCGUUGUGCCUGCGUGCAUGUGUGCGUGUGUCUGUCCUUGUGUGCGUGUGUGCAUGUGUGUGUUCUUGUGUUUGUCUCUAUAUAAGGUGUGCGUGCGUGUGUGUGUGUGUGCAUGUGUGUUUAUGAGGAGGGGUCGAGGACACAGUGUCGUGUUUGGUAACAGAUGGAGGUGAAGGUCCAGGAACAAAGUGCUGCUGGCAGAUGGUUCUGGAAACAGAGACAGCGCUACCGGCCACUUGACCGCUGCACACCCUAGUGUGAGACCAAAUACAACGCUCUGGCUUUAAGGAUUUAUUGCCAUUUAAAACUUAUCAAAGCGCUUGUUCGAAGAGAAAUGCUUUUUUUUCCUGUGGAUCCAUUUGUGAUGCCUUGAAGUGUAAAUACUGUCUGUAAAUAUAUGCUGUAUUCAUGUCUAAAGAGAUGUCUCGUUACCCCUGCCACUUUGUAUAAUGUCUUCGCUCAAAUAAAAAAGCAAACUAUAUAUAUGUUUAAA